This is a messenger RNA of Sorghum bicolor (sorghum), 1944 nucleotides long. RefSeq lists its product as uncharacterized. The transcript has 4 exons. Lineage: Eukaryota; Viridiplantae; Streptophyta; Magnoliopsida; Poales; Poaceae. Bases 1 to 918 code for a protein of 305 amino acids. The record is from RefSeq and is a predicted model, not a curated record.
AUGGAGAAAGGCGUUUUUGACAUCCAACUGAUGAACGAGCCAGUGGCACGACGCGGCAAGGUGAAGGACGGUGCGGAUCGACGCCGACUUGACGACCGGGGAGAACGUUUGAUGGAAGUCCACCCCCGGUCGCUGGGAGAAGUCGCCGGAGAGGACUACGGGGACGUGGUUGUGGAUGUUGAGCAGCACGAGGGUGGAUGCUGGGGGAGGAUCAGGGUCGGCAAAGAGAUUGGAGCCGGCGGAUCCAUGAUGGGCUGGCCAUUGAGAAGGGCAGCGGAGGGUGGGAAGGGGCAGCGGAAGGUGGAGUUGCUGAUCGGAACGGCGUGGAUUGGGGGCCAAACCCGGCCACUGGUGGAUCCUAUCCACGCUGGGAGGACAACCCACGUGAGUGCAAAAUUCGCAUUUGGGAAGACGUGGACGGGAGCGAAUCCAACUCUACCCCCCUCAAACCGCGUGGGUGUCGCGCAUCUCCACUUAUGGCCGGGAACGUCUCCGCGUGAGUCUCGCGUCGCUCCUCUCGGCGCCGACGCCGACGCCGACGCUCCGCUCCGCAACCGAGACCGGCAGCGGCCAGUGGAUCAGGGUUGGAGUCAGAUCGAGACGGUGGCAAGAUUCUGGGGUCUCCAAGAUCGUGUGGUGACUGACACGGAGUGCAUCCACGAGUUCGUGCCCUACGAGGGUGACACAGUGUCCAGAAACUUCGCCGUCGUCGACCACGACAUCUUCUCGAGCUCCGACCUCCCAGGCAUCGACCUCACGGUACGCACCAGAUCCCUUGCCCCAGCCAUACUCCAAUAUAGCAUGGUUAAAUUUGAUGGGUGGAUUAGUGUUCGGUUGGAUUUGUGGGUUGUUUUGAUGGGGAUCUGGCCAUCAGGUGGAUUGAAUUGGGGAUCAGUGCUGCAGGUGCCUUGCGAGUAGUCUGGUUUGGAUGAUAAUGUGCUGUUUUGCUGCAGGUUAGGACCCUACGGUUGUUUGGAUUUUUGGUUUUGUGGGAAGGAGUAUUUUUUGGGGUGAAAUUUGACGUCAAUUUCAUUUCUUCCCAAUUAAAAAUAGUGAAAGUGUUAGUUUCAUUCAGGAAGUUCAGUCCGGGUUCAGAAGCUUCAGAGUUUCAGAAGCUUCAGAGUUUCAGAAGCUAGUGUUAUUUUUAUCUAAUAAAACUGAACCAGUCUGUACACCAGAAUCGCACUUUGUUAGCUGUGCGGCAAGUCACGUAGUUGCAGUUUUCUCCUUCUGGGGAAUUGGGUUUUUUUUUGUGCGGCAAGUCACGUAGUUGCAGUUAUUUUUAGCUAAUAAAACAGAACCAUGUCUGUUGUGGUGAUUAGCUGCUCAAUACCUGGUUUUCUCCUUCUGGGGAAUUGGGUUAGCAUUAUAUUAAUCAAAAGCAACGUUGUGGUAACGUGGAGUACUGACUUCCCCCCACAUGAUACUCUGGUCCUUUUAAACGAGGAACAAGCGAAAAAAGAGAUCCAGAUGCUUUUUCCUCCUGUGCAGCAACAGAUAGAGAUACAAUAAUCCAGUACCGUUCCAAAUAAGAUAAAUAUGUGCGCUACAAUGACCAGUGCAAAAAUCAGUACCAAGAUCAGAGGGAAACAUCGCACAUUUCACAUAUAAGUAACCUCAAUUUGGACAUUUGUUUGGACAUUUGUUUUGAGCUAGUAGUUUCACUGUGCUAUACUUAUUCUUUGCUUGGAUAUGCAUCUGUGCCUGAGUAGAAAGGAGGGCUGCCCUCUUGCCCCAUAUUUGGCAGUUUGGGCCUUUUCUGUUGAACUUUUAGAUGUGUACUUCUGUGUAGUCCUUUCACAUGUUUAGUAGUGAAGAAUUCAUUUUUGAGUGGAAACCAUUUAUUUCAGAUGUGUGAUAACUUGUUUCUAUACAUGUGUUUUGGUAGAUUAUCGGUAGCUUCUCCUUUCUCCUUUUUUGUGAUGCCUUCUUUCAGAAUCAUAG